Messenger RNA from Schistosoma rodhaini, 3374 nucleotides. Lineage: Eukaryota; Metazoa; Platyhelminthes; Trematoda; Strigeidida; Schistosomatidae. The record is from the annotation of a GenBank genome assembly.
GUUCCAAACUUGCGCGCGUUCGUAUCAUUGGUUGUUGGCGUGUUUAUGAACUAUGACAGGAAAUAAAAUAGAUGACGUGUUAGAAGCACAAGACAAAAAGUAGAGCUAACAGGCCAAAUGGUUUUGUUGUGCCGAGUUUGCUUUUAAAAUAAGUAUCGUCGACCAACUUGUAAACUGUGAUAUGAAUUGGGUUCGUAGGAUACUUGAUGUGAUAUUGCAUCAAUGAAAUUGCAUCUAAAGUAGCUAGAUGUUUAGUAUACGGAUCAUUAUAUCAAUUGUUGUACGUUGGGCCUCUUGAUGUGACUAUUUUGGUGUUUCAAUGUAAGUCGUAACUAGACAGUAUAAUUACAUUCUUUGCUUAUACGUAAUGUGUUCGACUCAUUUAUCAGUUAAAACACUGACGGUUUGUACACUUAUAAACCACUAUUGUGUUACAAUUUCUCAUAUUAUUGGCUACAAUACGUACCUGUUGGUUUCAAACUUAUGUUACCUAUCUUUUCGAAACAGUAUGUGUUUGUUAACAUUAGAAAUAUGUUUUGUGCAACUCAUAAACCUCAUUAUAAGCAAUAAGUACCGGAACUAACAAGUCUUCGCUGCCUCUCAAAGUGAGACUGAUUACGUGUCAGUAGCAUUUCUAUUAAAGUCUAAGGUUAAUUUGAAGACCGAGAAAUAAAUUACAGGAAGUGAGACUAAAUGUUAGAUUAGGAACGCCUCUCUCAGUAGACUUGAGUAUACAACGCUGAAAAGUUCUAGGUCUUUUUGGACCACAUUGUAGCUCAAUAACUACCGGGUAUUUUAGUUAUAAAUUUUAGCGAGUCUGUCUCUAGACACUAUCUAAUAUUCACUUAUCGUUUUGUUUAGUUUUUCAGUUAACAAUCUUGAACCAUCACGAAUGUUCUCCCCUUUGAUGAUAUAUUAUUUUAUUAAUAAUGGUAGAACUAAUUGAUGCGUUGUAAGGAAGGACCUUGGGCCGUACUAUCCGAAUUUCAAAUGAAAUCUGUAGAUGUUUUGGUUAAACCAUCUACUGAACCAUUGCUUCCACCGAAUUUGGCCGGGUUUGUGUGUGGUGGUAUUUCGGGAACAGUUUCUCGAACAGUUACGGCGCCUAUGGAUCGUUUGAAAGUCCUCAGGCAAAUGGAAAUUCCAGAAAUCCUAGGUAAAAACAUGGUUUCAAGCUUGCGCAUAAUGAUCAAAGAAGGUGGCAUUCUGUCAUUAUGGCGAGGUAAUGGGGUGAAUAUUUUAAAAAACUGCCCUGAAAGUGCUAUUCGUUUUGGUCUUCACGGAUGGCUUAAGUCAGUAAUUUUUCCUAAUAUCAAAGGACCACUACCUCCAGAAGAUCGUUUGUUGGUAGCUAGUCUGUCUGGUGCCGCAUCGUUAACAAUUACUUAUCCAGUUGAGAUUUUAAAAACUCGAAUGGCUCUGCGUAGAUCACAUGAAACCAAUUCCAUAUUUUCUGUAAUCCGAAAACUACAUAAUGAGGGUGGUUUCCGAGGAUUUUAUCGAGGCUACAAAAUCAGUAUGAUGAGUUACGUACCGUAUUCUGGAAUGGAGUUAUGCCUUUAUGAGAUGCUCAAACAGCGUUAUAUAGAGUAUCGUUAUUUUCUCCAACCUAACACAGAUCGUACAAUGAAGCUUCAUAUACCAGCUAUGGUAACUGUUUCAUUGAUUUUAGUAUCUUGUUGCAUCCCAAUGAUGAUUACUUAUCCGGCCAACUUACUUCGUACUCGAUAUCAAGCAUCACCAUCUCCGUCUGCUGCUCCUAUUAUCAAAUCUUUGUGUUCCAUUGUACAGAGAAAUGGGUUUAAAGGACUUUAUCGUGGAUUAAGUGCUAGUUUGUCAAAAACUGUUCCAUCUGUUUGUGUUACUUAUCUCGUUUUCGAAUUUACCUCUGAAUUGUUUGGUGUUCCUGGACUUGGUUGUAAGUAACGAAUUCGUAAGAGUUGGUGCUCAAUUUGUAGAGAAGUCAAUUAGAUUAAUUUAUCGUACAUCCGUAAAUUUGUAUCUUGAGUUUUUCUUAAGAAAAAUUUUUCAGUUGCAUUUGUCUUCUUUUCCUUCGAUCAACUAAAAGUUAGGACUGAUUCAUCUUGUUUUCGAUCAUGAUGUUGACAUAUUGAAAUGUCUUUCAGUAAGUCUUAAUCUAUUUUCGUAAAUGAAUAUCGAUAAACGUUUUUUGUACUUUAACUGUAGUUUUUUUAGAGUGUAUUUAAUCCGAUAUGUACUAUGGUUUAUUUUCCUCUUCAUUCAUUUUUUUUCGCACCCUAUACUCAAAUUUGUUUCUAGUUGUAUAUCAAUGAAUCGUCGGUGGUUAUCAAUCGUUCUUAUUUUCGUGUGUCGCUAUUCACUACAGAAGUUUCUUUCAUUUUCCUAACAGCCUGCCAGUUUUUCUCUUCCUUUGUCACUUAAAGUGAACCAGUUGCCUCUGGUUACAUAAUUUUCUUUACCUUAUCAAUUUUUUGAGUUUGUGUUGUCUAUUCAUUUAGAGGAUAUAAAACAAUCAGUAUUUUUAUCAAACAUCGUAUCAGUAAAGAAAUGGUAUUUAGUUUUCCUUUCAAUAUUUCUACAACAAUAUUCAUAUUAGUAAUAAUAAAAAUACCUGUGUAUUUUGUUUGGAACAAAUGUGUAAAUGAAAUAAUUACCUAGAUAUUUAAAAUUCAGCGCUAAUUUUCCAUGGUGCUCAUUAUUAAUCGUGCAACGCAUUCAGUUUUGGAUGGAAUAUUGUCAAUAAGUUAAUAUAUCACUUCCAACUUCUCCAGAUAUUUAGGUCAUAACUUUUUUUUAGAACUUCUUGAAAUGCAUCUCGAAGCUAGUUAACAUGCACUUGCUGUCAAGUGACUUUGUAAUAUCAAUUACUUUCAACAAUUCAAAACCACUUCACUUGAUGAGAUACUUUCAGUCCAUAAUGGUUGUUCACAAUUGCAAUAAUAAUUGACAUAUAACGUUUCUCCCCCUCUGAAUGCAAACUGUUGCUUCAGGACUAGCUUGCGUCAGCACCUGAACUAAAGAUAGGAAGUGACGUAGUCGGACGCGUUGACAAAUACACUUAUCUUGGAAGUCUGAUCAGUCCUAAUAGGUUGGUGUCUGACGAAAUCUUUACAUGGAUUCAAAAAGCUCGUUUGGUUUUCGCCAACUUACGUCACAUAUAGCGAAAGCGAGGUAUCCGUCUAUCAAUUAAAGAACGAAUAUACUGAGUAGCACUUUCUUCUGUUUUACUUUACAGUUGCGAAACGUGGCCGUUAGGAGUAGAUAGUACUCGUAAGUUACUAAUAUUUGGUCACAGAUGUCUUUGAAAUAUUGCUCACAUCUUCUGGGAUCAGUGGGUGAGUAAUAGUGAGGUUAGACGCAUGGUAUUGGGGAAUGAUGGUAAAUCAGUUGAU